Molecule: messenger RNA, 1286 nt
Organism: Fusarium odoratissimum NRRL 54006
Lineage: Eukaryota; Fungi; Ascomycota; Sordariomycetes; Hypocreales; Nectriaceae
Exons: 1
Coding region: 578-913 (111 amino acids)
Source: RefSeq, a predicted model, not a curated record
AGAUCCGACCCCCCGAACUUCAUUCAAGGCGUUCGCUCGGCAUGUCGUCCGUUUAAAGCAAAAGCGGCAUCGACGGAUCUGAAGGUUAUAGCAGCAAACAUCCCGAGGCCGAUCACUCCGAAGGAUAUAACACUUUUCGUGAUUCCGUAGACUCUGAGCAGUUCCGUCUUAAUGCCGAUUAACCGUCAAAUUAUCGAACCUCCAUGCACAACAACGUCGUGAUGUUAUCGCCGUCCUCAAUUCUCAGUCUUCUCAUGCAGCAAAUGAGCCUUUUUUCCCUUUCUUUUUUUAACCAUCUUACACACCCACCCCCGACAUUUCCGUACAUGUACACAUUCAUCCGUCUAACCAGAAAACGGUUGCGCCCAUGAGCUAUGCAGCCAUAUGUCAUAGGUCCCCGCGCGCCAACUCCAACGUUAGUUAGCUUCACCUCGAGUGCUGCAAGGGAUGACGUUUUCUCAUGCGUCAAGGGUUUUCUGUGCUCCCUUUAUUAACAAGGUCAGAGCGGUGACAGGAGCCACACCGAAAAAAAAAAAAAAGAAAAAUCACAAGAAAAAUGCUUAAAUCAUGACCCAGAAUGUUGGAAGGGGAGAACAAAAAAGAAAAAAAGAAAUGGACCUCAUGUUGGUUUUUCUGGUGGAGAACUAAACGCACGGGAGAUCAUCACAAAAGAUCAGAUAUUCUCCAUUUGAGGCUCAAGAUCCCCGAGAUCGUAAACUCAAAAGUAGUAAAAACAAGCACGUAUUUAGAAACAGAACAACAAGAACAUGGAUCAAAGGGGUUCUUUCUCCCUUCCGUGCAAUUCCCUUGCACAAACACGUACACACCAUCAAAACAUGCAUCUUCCUGCAAAGACCCUGCGAAUGCCCUCACUCGAGAAAGACCCACCCCCUUUCGUCAUCCCGCCCUCUGACCUCAUCGUGUAGGCCACCACGGCAUGACGUUACGUUAUCGAGCAGACCCAAAAACAGGGCGGUCUAUUAAAAACAACACUGACAUGGGUGCGUGACGUCGCUUGUGAGGGGAAAAACUGUCAAACGGUUUGCUUUUGCGGUAUUUGACAUGGGCUAUUUUGGCGAAACGGUUACCAAGCGGGAAUAGACUGAGGUGUGUGAGGAUGAUGUACAUGAAGAUCAGAAAACCCUUACAAUGAGCGAAACGGUGAUGCUGUGGUGUAUGUGUAACUCGACUUAUUUUGAUCAUUAUAGGGCUGUCUUGUGCACCUGGCGGUCAAUGGGGGAGCUUCUAUGCUGCUUCUAGGAAUAUUCGAUUUCUGAUUACCAAUA